This is a messenger RNA of Racocetra fulgida, 762 nucleotides long. Lineage: Eukaryota; Fungi; Glomeromycota; Glomeromycetes; Diversisporales; Gigasporaceae. The record is from the annotation of a GenBank genome assembly.
UUUGGCAGAGAUUUGGCUUAUCAUUAUCCCACUUGCGAUCUUCUAAUUACUGCUGCAUCAUAUGAAGUAUAUCGAUUAAACUUAAAUCAAGGCCGAUUUUUAAACCCUAUUUCUACUGAUGCCACAUCUGGAGUCAAUGUUUGUGCAAUAAAUCCAGCUCAUCAACUUUUUGGAUUUGGAACACAAGAUGGCGUUGUAGAAUUUUGGGAUCCUCGAUCACGAUCUCGUGUUGGAUUAUUAGCGCCUUCUUUUCCAGUAGAAGAAUCUAAUGAGCAGGGAUUUCAAGUUACCGCAAUGUCAUACAGAAAUGAUGGACUUUCUUUGGCAGUAGGAACUUCAUCGGGUCACAUAUUGUUAUAUGAUCUAAGAAGUUCCUCACCAUGGUUAGUCAAAGAUCAUCAAUAUGGUGACGGUGGCCGAGGAAAAGUAAUUAGUGCAGAUUGCAAAAUUAUGAAAAUAUGGGAUCGGGAAAAUGCAAAACUUAUAUCAAAUCCAUUCGCUUAUACGGAAUAUCGAGAAAAAGUUAUUAAAGAGAAAUUAGAAGCGAAGCGCGAGUCACGUAUACGUGCAACUAAACAAUUGCCUAAAGUUAACAAGGAUUUAGCAAAUCGAUUGUUACGUUCAUCUGAGAAAAAGAAGAAAGGAGCCCAGGAAGCGACAACCCUUCUCCAAGACAAAAGAUUUAUCGAACUAUUCACCAACCCAGAAUAUGAAGUUGACAAGAACACUACGGAAUAUCAAUUGUCUCACCCUACCGAGUAG